Dunckerocampus dactyliophorus (ringed pipefish) is the source of this 5100-nucleotide messenger RNA. Its product is annotated as protein FAM107B-like. The transcript is spliced from 4 exons. Bases 4079 to 4585 code for a protein of 168 amino acids. Gene Ontology annotation, cellular component: stress fiber; neuron projection; synapse. Lineage: Eukaryota; Metazoa; Chordata; Actinopteri; Syngnathiformes; Syngnathidae. Gene Ontology annotation, biological process: regulation of actin cytoskeleton organization; actin filament bundle assembly; actin filament polymerization. The record is from RefSeq and is a predicted model, not a curated record.
CACAACAUGUAUUAUUGCUUCCUUAUGUCAGCGACAGCUGACAUAACAAUCGCAAUUAUGGAGUGUGUGACGUUUGACGUUGCGUAUCACGUGACUGCAGAAUGGCGCAUUGGGUUUACGCUUCUGUGUGGAGGCGCCGGCGUACGCUCCGCAAGCUCACUCCUCCCCCUCUAAACCUUUGGACACGCUCCAAAAAAAAACAUUACUUUUUGUACAUUAUUUCCUGUGUGUACACUACUUCAGAGAAGGGGUGGGCGAUACAGUAAAUGUCGGUAUACCAGGUAAAUACGGGGACAAUAUUGCUGAUACCAACACCAAUCCUUUUUUUUACUUGAAAUAUCAAAUCCCUGAAUGAUCACUCCAUGAUUUUGUGAAUUUAAUUUAAAUGUGUUGAAUAUAAUGUGGACCAAAAAAAAUACAUUAUUUAUUGGGCAUAUAUACUCAAAAUAUACAGUAGGACAAUGUAACAGUAUCAGCAAAAUAAUACAAUUAGUCACUACGUACAAUUGUUUAAGCAAAAAUAACUAAGCAAAAGAAAAAACUACAAUUGACUCUCAUUCAAAGCUUCUCAUGCAAAACGUCUUCCCUGACUGUGUAAACAUGUAAUAUAAUAUUAUAUUAUAAAUAUACAGUCAAACCUGUCUUAGCGGCCACCUUUAUAGAAGGGCCACCUGCCUAUAGCAGCCACUGAAAAAUCCCCCCCAGCAAAUUUACAUGUUAUAGACCCUGUGUAUAGCAGUCACCUGUCCAACGCAGCCAGCAGCCACCCAUUUUGUCUCCCUUGGUCAAUAUCUGACUGCAUAUAGCGGCCAAAUUACCAACUCAAGUAGAAGCUUCAUGCACGAAAAAGUUUUGAUUUUCAAUCAAUGAAGGUGUCGUGUGUAGACUUUAAUUACUGAGUCCUAGCUCAGUCACAAUCAUUCACAAGAUCCACACAAACUGUUAGUUGUUCCACAUAAAAAAGCCGUCUUCUUUUGAGCUUGCUAUUUCCUGGUCAAACAUGUAACUUUAAGAGCAUUUGCACCAAUACAUUACCGCAAAGUAGGCUGGGAACAGGACGUGCUCCCAGCGACGCUACAAUAAAAAAAAAGCAUAUGCUAGCAUGCAUGCGGCAGCGGGAGCAAAACUGAGUUCGGUUGUACUUAACUGAAGUAUUUAUCAGUUAUCAGUUAUUAUUAAGCCUCUAGCUUCCUUUUAGUAAGUAAAAACCUUGGCUAUGAUUGCACUACAUUGUCAUGUAGACCUACAAAGUACACUUGGAAGAACAAGAGGUGAAUAAAUGUAUUGCAACUGAUGUGAAACUGAUGAGGGGUAGGAUUAAAUAAGCUUUGCUUCUUCCUACUCCUUUUUGGACAUGCAAAAUUGUGAAUUGUACUAUGUGAUGUGCUACUGUUUGACUCAUGCAUGUUCAGGAUUAAAACCAUGAACCAUGAUAAUAACAAGCCUAGUAGUGCUGUACAACUUUUAUCAGCAGUCCGCAGUGCCAUCUACUGGUCAACAUUAUUUUUAUUAUUUUUUUCCCUUUUUUUUCUUUUUUUUCCUCUACUGGUCAACAUUCAAACUGGACGCCAACCUGUCUAUAGAGGCCACCUGUCUAUAGCGGCCACUUUUGCAGACUCCCUCUAGUGGCCGCGAUAGACAAGUUUGACUGUAUAUAUAUUAAAUAAUAUAUAUUCUAAAUAUGAUUACAAUAUUUCUAAUUAUUAUAAUAAUUUUUGCUAUUUUUUUAUUUUUUACAAAUAUUUAUACUUCUUGUACAUUUUUUCUCAUAAUAUUAUAGCUUUAUUACAAUAUUUGUACUUUAUUAUUGUAAUAUUAAAAUGUUUUCACAACUUAAUUUUCCAACAACUUCAACUUUUUCUGAGUUUUGUUUGUCAUAUUACAACUUUUUUGCUUUAAUUUUUUAACUUUAUGUUAUUUUUUCUCUUAAUAUUAAUAUCUCAUAUCGCUAAUAUUUACGCUCUUUAUAUUGUGUCUCUAGGACCGUACGGUGGUCCAGUGGUUAGCAUGUUGGCCACACAGUCACAGGCUGGGUUUGAAUCUCCGUCUGUGUGGAGUUUGUAUGUUCUCCCCGUGUGUGUGAGGGUUUUCUCCAACAUUCCUCCCACAUUCCAAAAACAUGUAUGUUAGGUUAAUUGGUGACUCUAAAUUGUCCAUAGGUAUGAAUGUGAGUGUGAAUGGUUGUUUGUCUAUAUGUGCCCUGCGAUUGGCUGGCGACCAGUCCCGCCUGGCGCCCGAAGUCAGCUGGGAUAGGCUCCAGCAUACCCCCGCAACCCUAAUGAGGCGAAGCGGCAUAGAAAAUGGAUGGAAAAUGGCUGACCUUUCUUCCAAUUUUGCCGUGUUUUGGUUUAGUUUUCUUGUUUUUGCAUUUUUUUGUCAAUGUCACGAUAACAAAUUUUGCUGGACGAUAAUUGUUAUCAAAUUAUUGUUGAUAAUCGAUAUAAUUGGCAACAUAUUUUGAGACCAUUUUUUCAUUUAUUAUAUGGCAAAAUAAUGGCACUACAUCGUAUCAAAAGCAAUAAACUUGAAUUUCCAAAGAGUAUUUAACAUUGUAAUUGGAAUAACAAGAUCUUUUAAAUAAAUUAAACAAACAAAAAUUUUUUUGUAAAAACUUCAAUGAAAAUAAAAUGGACUCUGUCUCUUUUAGCAAAAAUUGCACUUACAUAAAAAACACAAUAAUAACAAUAAAAAUUAGACCCUGUCUCUGUUAAGAAAAAAAACACUCCAAUAAAAACCACACACACACACACACGGUUAUGUAGUGUGUUGUUGAACUAAUGCAGGGGGUCAUAUUUGAGCUGGACAACAUAUCUAUGUGGGCGGAAUCAAAUGCAGUGUUUCUGAUGUCCUUCAACAAUUGCUGUUUGUGACAUGUACAUGUACGUUCUCCCAGGCUAUUCGUACUGUCUCAAACCUUUCCUGAAAUGUUGUCUUUUCAGCCGUAUUGAGAGGUUGUAUUUCUUUUGCAAUGUAGCGAGCGACACUGUCUGUGAGCACGCACCAUUUUGCCCUGUUUCGUUUUAUAUUUACUUUGACGAUGAAACGCCUCAGUCAGCGUUGACUGUCGGGACGAAGGCUGUGCUGCACCUCCACACGGGUUGUGGCAUUCGGCUUAGCAAACCAUGGCUUUUGUGCCGUCAUUCAUAUUAGAGUUUGCUUGCUAACUUGCUAACUGCUAGCACUCUGUGUAUUCACUCACUAGUAGACCCGCCUCCAUAAAUGGUCCGAAUGAGAGGAGGGCUCUCUCCGUCUGACCAUUCCGCUAUAGAACCAAUGCGCACAGACACAUGCAGAGUGAACCCUCUUGUCAUCCAGCCUACAGAGAGACGAUGAAAACAAACAGGCAUAUAUGCACGUGUCAGUUCAUCAAGGCGGCAAAAUUAUCGACUUCUUUUUUUUUUAUCGUUUGAUUAAUCGAUCAUUGCGACAGGCCUAUGAGAGCCAAUAAAAAAAAAAAACAGCUCCGGGCCACAGUGAUGAUAUAAAUAUCAUGUAACAAAAUGACCAACAAAAUAAAAAAAAAAAAGUGAAAAAAUAUCCAUCAAGUCACACUAGUAUCGAUUGAUAUGUAUGCUACCGAUUUUUGGAUCAACAUUUGCAGUAAAAGUGUUGGAAGGUACUGAUGAGUUGCAGCUCCAAUAACACUCUCCGUCUCUCUUUAAUUGUCGUUGUUCACUAACAAGGUGAAUGGGUGACAUGGUUACGCACUAGCUGACUCACAGCUAGUGCAUUUUGGCUCUUGCAUUUUGGUGGAGAAUUGCACGUCACGUGCUCAACCCCCGACGCAGAACAUGAAAUGAUCAAGAGGCGGCGUUGAGACGGAAGCAUAAACCAGACAGCAACAUCCUGCCUUGGCAGAGGUCGGUGUGAGGAGUUGAUCACGUGACACAAACAAGCAGUCAACCACACCCACUCAUCGGGAGGUCUCCUGGUGUCCCUGAAGGCAGCGUGGGAAACAAGCUAAUGCUGCUCUUACACAAAGGGGGCGGGGGUAUCAUGUGACCAGGCACUCAGCGUGGUGGUUCCGCGUAGAGACCAGGCUCGCUCAGGCUCAGCAGGAAAAGAUGAGGAGGAGAAGAUGGACAGGAGGACAUCAGCCAGAGAACAAACAUUUGAGUUUGCUUCAGCGUACGCAGACCUACAGCCCCACGGGAGGACUUUGCCCGUGUCCGGCCACGUCCCCCCGCCUGACUACCUGGAGGGAGACGAGGACCAGGACCUCAUCAAGCCCAGAAAACUGCUGAACCCCGUCAAAAGUUCCAAGAGUCACCAGGAGCUUCACCGAGAGCUGCUGAGUAGCUGCAAGCGGAGCGGAGUCAGCGUGGAGACCAAACCAGAGCUGCAGAGAGUUCUGGAAUCCAGGAAGAGAGAUCAGCUGAUGCGACAGAGGAAAGAGGACGAGGACGCUCGCAGAAAGAUUUCUCCUCUGGAGGCUGAACUGAAGAAGAGACACCAGAAACUGGAGGAGAUGGAGCUCCAGCAGGAGAAAGAACAAGAAGAGAAGCUGAAGGCUCCAGAGUUUGUCAAAGUCAAAGAGAACCUGAGACGGACAUCAUUUGCUGGGAACCAAGAGAAAGAAGUGUAGAAAAAGACCUGCUGUCCCUCGGGGACUUAACACACAUGGAGGACAUGAGGUGACGGGGAUGAGAAGAUGCUGAGAUGAGGCUGUGACUGCUGGCUUGGUACAGUACUGUAUGUUGUUGACAUGAUGAAGGACACUGAGGAUGUGUGGAAGGACACAACAGGAUGGACAUGUCUCAGGAAUUUGAGAUGGACACUGUGGACGUUGGACAAACAAGCUCUAUGACACGUGGAGGUGUCUUCCAGUCAAACACGUUGUGAUGACUAAAUAAGUAUUAAUAAUGAUACAUGUGACAGGAUUAUUGUGUCAUUCAUUUAAAAAAGCAUACUUAUUAUGUUCUCCUGUCAAAACAGUUAUGCAAUCAGAAAAGGUUCAUAACAUGUCAUGUGCUUCAUUAUCAUCAAUGAGACUUUACUGUCACUGUGAGCUCAUAAGAAUAUUUUGCUAUCGUGUGUAAUUUUUGAAGUUAAUGAAUAUUCUAUUUGAAGCAUUUGCUGAUUAAAAUCUUUGUUGAGAAA